AGAUUCACUAUGGACAAUUCUACAGUGCAGACAGAGAUCUCCUUAGGCUUUAAGAUCAGCAAAAUAUGUAUCCUUGUUGUAAGUCUCAUUGGAAAUGGGCUUGUCAUAUUUGUGACUGGUUACAAAAUGAAGACGACAGUCAACUCCAUUUGGUUCCUCAACUUGGCGAUUGCAGACUUCAUCUUCUCCUUAACUGAAAUCAUUAGCUGCCUCUUUGGUAACUUCAAAUACAAGUUUUUCUAUGUCAUACCUGACCUAACUUUAUUUGCUAGCAUUUUAAUGCUGAUGACUAUUAGUCUGGACCGAUGCCUGUGCACAUGGAUGAUCGUGUGGUCUCGUAAUAAUCGAACCAUAUUCAAAGCCAGAAUCAUCUGCAUGAUUGUGUGGGUUUUAUCCAUCAGCUGCUGCAUCCCUGUAAUGUGUAACUAUUCUAUUCAAUACUACAAGUUUCUGGUCACAUACACGUUCAUAGUGGGCUUUGUCAUCCCCUUCCUGAUCAUUGCAUCUUCAUAUAUAGCUAUCGGCGUGCGAGUCAAACGUCUCAAAAAGGAGAAUCAGCUCAGGUCUUACCGGGUCAUUAUAGCUGUGGUCCUGGCCUUUUUCAUAUGCUGGCUUCCUUUUCAUGUCCACAGAUUUUAUUACAUAAGUACAAUAAAGAAUCAGUUGAGUGGAUCUGCUAAAGAGGUUUUUUUAAAAACACAAGCUGUAGUUACCUGCCUGGUUUAUCUAAACAGCUGUCUGAACCCCAUUCUCUAUGUGUUCAUGUGUGAUGAUUUCAAGAAGAAGCUUAAACAGUCUCUGCAGCUGGUGCUGGAGACGGCGUUUGCUGAGGAUCAUUUGGAUUUCUAAAAGCAAACAAAAUAUACCACCAUCUAUGCCUUCCAGCUGCUAGCCACAUAAAGACAAACAAAGCACUCAUAAUUUAUGGUCAUACAGAAUAAGAUGUCAUUCGAAACUGUAAAGGGUGUGUUUUAAUUUGCAUACACUCACAAUAAAAACAAAACAUUGUGCUUUUGUAAAAUAAAGAAAACAAUCAAGAUAUGCCACUUUCUUGUUGUCCUUUCUGUGAACUUGUUUGUGGAGUGUGUCACAAAAAUAAACCAAAACUGCCAUUUAUUACUUGUCGCACUAUUUUAUCUUUCAUUUUGUUAAUCUGUUAUUUAAGUUAAAUGUAUUUCGCGAAUAGGCCCAUUUAUUCCUUCUGUAUAAUUGUACUGCAUGAAGCUCUGCAGGUGUGUGAUGUGACGAUGUGUGAAUCCUCAUGUUCUGUUGUUUAUGCUGCUAUUUGCGCAUUGAGCUUGAAUGGCACAAAAAGGAAGUUACUAAUGCUGAAUUGUAAAUCAAGUCAUAUUUAGGUCCUGAUUGUCAGUUAUCUGUGAAAUAAAUCUGCCGUAAAAGUGUAUUAUUAACAAGAAAAAUGUAUAAUACAAUUUUGUAAUGGAAUAAAAGGUUUGCUUAUUUGCAGCUCAACAUGUAUUAAAUGUCUGCAUUAAUCUUUUUUAUAAUUGCUGACUAAUGACUAGUACUGGCUAGAAUAAAUAAACAGUUUGAUCAGUACUUUUUACUUUUAAUACUUAUUAAAAAUCAAUUAAUUUUGUUCUUUUACUAAAGUAAUAAUGAAAAUUAGUAUUUAUAAGUAAUAUUUUAUAUCUGAACUUUUACUCGAGUACUUGAUUUGUGUACUUCGCCCACCACUGUCUUUUCCCAUUUAAGCAAAUCACAAAAAGGUAUGUGGCUUAUAUAGUCAUUCUUAAAAAAAAAAACAACAAAAAAAAAAAACACCUACAUUUCUAAUUUAUUAGAUUUUUCGUCUAUUAUGGUGUUUCUCAACGGGGGCGUUCAGAGAACAACGGGAGGCGUUGGAAGCAAGAUUUUUGAAAGAGGGGCGUUCAGGUGUUCUUGGGGGGCGUUCACGAGUUUACACCAAAGAUCCAGGCAAGACAAGAUUAAACUUGUUAUUACUUGCAAAGGAAUUGCAUACAACAUUCUAAAAUCUGCCAGUUCAAUGCGACAUGUAAGUUAUGUAU
This is a messenger RNA of Ctenopharyngodon idella (grass carp), 2027 nucleotides long. Its product is annotated as C3a anaphylatoxin chemotactic receptor-like. Gene Ontology annotation, cellular component: plasma membrane. The coding region runs from base 10 to 849 and encodes 279 amino acids. The transcript has a single exon. The record is from RefSeq and is a predicted model, not a curated record. Lineage: Eukaryota; Metazoa; Chordata; Actinopteri; Cypriniformes; Xenocyprididae. Gene Ontology annotation, molecular function: complement receptor activity; G protein-coupled receptor activity. Gene Ontology annotation, biological process: phospholipase C-activating G protein-coupled receptor signaling pathway; positive regulation of cytosolic calcium ion concentration; inflammatory response.